Messenger RNA from Encephalitozoon hellem ATCC 50504, 462 nucleotides. RefSeq lists its product as uncharacterized. Bases 1 to 462 code for a protein of 153 amino acids. NCBI's taxonomy places the organism in Eukaryota, Fungi, Microsporidia, Unikaryonidae. The record is from RefSeq and is a predicted model, not a curated record. The transcript has a single exon.
AUGGAUGUGCCAAGCAUUAUUCUUAAGCUUCUAGCAGAUGGAAUUGUUUAUGGGGAAUAUUACGAGGCCUUGGGUGCACUGAAUGAGCUUCUUAGGCCUAUACAAUAUGAGGUGGUUAGGUGGCCUGAUGGAUCGUGUAUUGUGCUAAAAGACAACAGGAGUUUGUGCCAACCUGAUGCUAGGGCCAAAGAGAUUGAGGAAGUGUUCAGAAGAGUGGCAUGUGGGAUGCCUGUGUCUGGAGAUGUGGUUGAUGCACUCAUUCGAGAGCGAUGGAUUGAAAAUGUUGAUGGAAGCCUUCUGCUAAGUAAAAGAUCACUAGUACAGCACACGGACUUUAUCUUGGGAUUGGAAGGAGGGUAUGUGAUCUGUGAUGUCUGUGGAUUUCUAAGUGCCGGGGGAGAAGUCCAUGAAUUCUGUAAGUCACUUCUGGAAAAGGAAAGAGGCUUAAAUGGAGGGGAUUGA